This is a messenger RNA of Clonostachys rhizophaga, 921 nucleotides long. The record is from the annotation of a GenBank genome assembly. Lineage: Eukaryota; Fungi; Ascomycota; Sordariomycetes; Hypocreales; Bionectriaceae.
AUGGCUGCUCCCGCUGAUGCUCCCGCCCCCACUGGGCUGGCCCUCUACUCCCGCUUCGCCCUUGCCGGUGCCAUCUGCUGCUCCGUCACCCACGGUGGUCUUACCCCCGUCGAUGUCGUCAAGACCCGUAUCCAGCUCGACCCCGUCACCUACAACCGUGGUCUGAUCGGUGGUUUCCGCCAGGUCGUCCAGAGUGAGGGUGCUGGUGCCCUCCUCACUGGUGCCGGCCCUACCUUCGCCGGUUACUUCCUCCAGGGCGCCCUGAAGUUCGGUGGAUACGAGUUCUUCAAGAAGCAGGCCAUCAACACUCUCGGCCUCGAGACUGCUUCCCAGAACCGUACCGCCGUCUACCUUGCCUCCUCCGCCUCCGCCGAGUUCUUCGCCGAUAUCGCCCUCUGCCCCCUUGAGGCUACCCGUAUCCGUCUUGUCUCUGAGCCUACCUAUGCCAAUGGUCUCAUCGGUGGUUUCUCCAAGAUGCUCAAGAACGAGGGUAUCGGUGCCUUCUACGCCGGUUUCGGUCCUAUCCUCUUCAAGCAGAUUCCUUACACCAUGGCCAAGUUCGUGGUCUUCGAGCGUGUCUCCGAGGCUGUCUUCAAGGCUUGGCCCAAGGAGUCCCUCUCCGACGCCCAGCAGACCAUUGGUAACCUCGGUUCCGGUUUGAUUGCUGGUUUCGCUGCUGCCAUUGUUUCUCAACCCGCCGACACCAUGCUUUCCAAGAUCAACAAGACCAAGGGUCUCCCCGGUGAGGGCACCAUCUCUCGUCUCGUCAAGAUCGGCAAGGAGCUCGGUCUUAAGGGUUCUUUCACUGGUAUUGGUGCUCGUCUGGUCAUGGUUGGUACUCUGACCGCCGGUCAGUUCGCCAUCUACGGUGACCUCAAGAAGUACUUCAACGCCACCGGCGGUGUUGAGAUCGCCAAGUAA